Messenger RNA from Solea senegalensis (Senegalese sole), 1029 nucleotides. RefSeq names its product EMG1 N1-specific pseudouridine methyltransferase (gene emg1). The record is from RefSeq and is a predicted model, not a curated record. Lineage: Eukaryota; Metazoa; Chordata; Actinopteri; Pleuronectiformes; Soleidae. The transcript has 5 exons. Gene Ontology annotation, molecular function: rRNA binding; rRNA (pseudouridine) methyltransferase activity. Gene Ontology annotation, biological process: rRNA base methylation. Gene Ontology annotation, cellular component: small-subunit processome; nucleolus. The coding region runs from base 34 to 747 and encodes 237 amino acids.
CACACCGCCUGCGACAGUCUCGUAGAAAGCAACAUGGCGGAAGCAGGUGAGAACAAGCGUGGCUUGGAACAUUUGGAUGAAUAUGAACCUAAACCUGUGAAGUAUAUGCGCAGCCUGCACGCGCGCAUGGCAGAGAGGAGACUGGUGGUUAUUCUGGAGGGAGCCUCGUUAGAGACGGUCAAGGUUGGAAAAACCUUUGAGCUGUUAAACUGUGACCAGCACAAAAAUAUGAUCGUCAAAAGUGGAAGAAAUCCAGGACACAUAAGACCAGACAUCACACAUCAGUGUCUGCUGAUGUUGAUGGACAGUCCACUGAAUCGUGCAGGCCUGCUGCAGGUUUACAUCCACACAGAGAAAAACGCCUUAAUCGAGAUCAACCCACAGACCCGUAUACCAAGGACCUUCCCCCGCUUCUGUGGCCUUAUGGUUCAGCUGCUGCACAAGCUGAGUGUCAGAGCUGCUGAUGGUCCACAGAAGCUUCUGAGGAUGAUUAAAAACCCGGUGUCCGACCACCUGCCUCCCGGAUGCCCUCGCAUCAGCACCUCCUUCUCUGCAGGAGAGGCUGUCUGUCCCCGGACUGUGGUGCCAGAAGGACCAGCUGCAGUGGUGAUUGGAGCAUUUGCACAUGGAGCGGUGAAUGUGGACUACACAGAAAAGACGGUGUCAAUCAGUAACUACCCGCUCUCUGCGGCGCUUACCUGUGCCAAGAUGUGCUCUGCCUUUGAGGAGGUGUGGGGUGUCCUGUGACCAGAUGAAUGGACUUGUGUUGGGACUACAUGGACACUUUUUCAGUGGACUCGUCGUGGAUAUGAUGGAGAAAGAUUGCGUCACAUGUCUGUUUUUCCGUGGACUAUAUGGACGAGCGUAGACAUGUAUUUGGCUCAGUGUAUAUGAGCCACCAUGUGGACUAUACGUUCAUUUUCUUACCAAAUUUUCCCUUUCCAUGUUUUUGUACCAUAACCAAAUGUUGCAACCAAUUCCUGAAGCUAUGGAUCGUAAUACACUUCCAUUAAAACAUUUACCACUUGA